Molecule: messenger RNA, 2489 nt
Organism: Cyprinodon variegatus (sheepshead minnow)
Lineage: Eukaryota; Metazoa; Chordata; Actinopteri; Cyprinodontiformes; Cyprinodontidae
Product: inositol-trisphosphate 3-kinase A-like
Exons: 8
Coding region: 304-2106 (600 amino acids)
Biological process (GO): inositol phosphate biosynthetic process
Cellular component (GO): cytoplasm; nucleus
Molecular function (GO): inositol-1,4,5-trisphosphate 3-kinase activity; inositol tetrakisphosphate kinase activity
Source: RefSeq, a predicted model, not a curated record
AUCACGCAUUAAAAACAUCAGGGUAUCAUUUUCAUUUAAAACGUACACCAUUUAAGGUAAGCUUUGCCUUGUAUGGGCUCCAUGUAAUGUGGGGUUAACAGUUUAGUUGGUGUGAUAAAAGCAGAGGGAGGACAUGGUACUCUGCAGUGUCUGACUCCGUCAUUCCUGGAUGUCAUCGUGCCCUGAGGCGCUGUUGGCUGAGCUCCAUCAGCCAGCCCAGACCCAAGCUUAGGAAACAUCAUAACGUCACCACAUGCAAACUGUGGUUCCAACAUAGAGAAUGCAGGGGGGGGACGUAACUCCAUGUCAGGCACAAGGCUUUGCUUCUCUCUGAACUCAACGUUGGAUAAAGCACAUGCUGUGUCCAUGGAGCAGAAUCGCCACCUUUGCUCCAGUCGGGACUCGAGCAUGGAUACAGCAGAGGACCGAACGGGCUUAAAGAUGGAGGGGAUAGAGAUAGAAGACACUGACUCAUGUACUGCACUCUCAGAUGAGACGCACCAACAUCUGUCAAUCGGUGAUGAGCCGUCCAGCAGCUGCACUGAAGUCAGAGCCAAGUUCCGGCCCAGGCUCCUGGCCACUAAAAGCUUCCCUCCUUACAGCCAGUGUAUAGGUGGACUGGGAGAAGACACGGAUUGGGACAAUGAUCUAGACUCGGAGUUACAAAUGGCUUGCCAAUCAAAUGCAAAGGAGGAUAUGCCUCAUGUAAAACCUAAUGAAGUGGACGACCCUGCAAAGUAUUCCCGGGAAGUUCUCAGGGCCAGAUGGAGGUCCAGGAGGAAAGAGAGACAAGGAGGGAGCUUCGAUGUUGGCACGGACGGCUGCGACAGAGGAAGGUGGAGUGGGAAGAGGAGGGUUGAUGAGAGUGAAAUAACAGGGGAGCAUGAUGAUGAGGAAAGGGAUGAGGGGAAACACUGGAGAGGGAGAAGCUCCAGUUUGGAGAGAGGUGAGAACAAUGAGGGGAAGCAAGAUGGGAAACCUUCUUCCACCUCAGCAGCUCAGGAGGGGAACUGCAGCAGCAUGGAGGCCCCCGAGGAGUCGAACGAGGAGGCCGAAGAUAUGCCAAGUCAUCGGCAUCCAAUCCUCUCCAAGCUGCUGCACUCCUCCACCUCAUCCUGCUCCUCCAUCAACCUCUCUUCAGAAAGUGACGAGGUCUUCAGUGAUAUAGAAGAUGCAAUGUCUAAAAGAAAAACCUUCAAGAAGAGUCGCACCUGGAAAACCUUCCUGACCAUGAUGCAUUGGUCGCUUCGGCGCCAGAGUUCCUGGGUCCAGCUGGCUGGACAUCAAGGUAACUUUCAGGUUAGCAAAGGGGGAGAGGUGCUGAAACUCUACAGUGAGCUGGAGGCGAAGUGUCUAGACUGCCUGAUGAGAGAUGCGCUGAGACCCUUUGUUCCGCAGUACCAUGGCUUAGUUACCAGAGGAGAGCACUGCUACAUCCGCCUGGAGGACUUACUCAAUGGCCUGAGAAGGCCUGUUAUCAUGGACUGCAAGAUGGGAGUAAGGACAUUCCAGGAGGAGGAGCUGAUCAAAGCCCGAACCAAGCCCAAUAUGAGAAGCGACAUGUACCAAAAGAUGAUAAAAGUAGAUCCAUCAGCACCAACAGCUGAGGAACAUGCACAGAAAGGAGUGACCAAAUGGCGCUACCUACAAUGGAGGGACACUACCAGCUCUACGUCUACGCUGGGCUUCAGGAUUGAGGGCAUCAUGAUGGAGGACGGCACUGUCCAGCGAGAUUUUAGAAAAAUCCAGACUUUGUCUCAGGUCACAGAAGCGUUACUCUACUUCACCAGGAAUCAGUUGGAGACUCUGAACGCGUACCACUCCAGACUCUUGGACCUGAAGGAUGCGCUUAGGAGUUCACAGUUCUUCCGAAACCAUGAGGUAAUUGGCAGCUCGCUUCUCUUUGUCCACGACCACAACAAGGCCAGCGUUUGGAUGAUAGACUUUGGGAAAACGAUGCCUCUUCCUGAUUUGAAGGAGCUCCAGCACAGCGUCCCUUGGGUUGAGGGGAACAGGGAGGAUGGGUAUCUUAUUGGUCUGACCUCCAUCCUCACAGCGCUGAGCCAGGCCAUCAGCGUAGCUGAGGGGCAGCAGGGGGGCAGCUGAGGGGAGGAAUAGAAAGACACAUGAAGUUCUCUGAGAGUCAGUGACACAAACUCCUGGAUUUCAGGAUGAAGCAGAAACAGUGGCUGCUUCAGUGAAGCCCAAUUUAAAUAUAAAAAGUGGAAGCUAGUUUUUCUUACCGUGCAUCUGGUAUGUACAAAACAAUCAGACGAGCUUUUUGUUAUAAGAAAUAAAGAUUUUGAGAUUUGUUUUUUUUUGUAUAAAAUGUAAAAAGAUAAGUUGUAAAAAAAAAAAAUGUUUUCUUUAAGCGCUAUGUCACGCACAAAACCUCACGUUCUGCCUGUUUUAAGUCAGUACGUGUUUAUAUAUUUAAUGUAACUUGGCUUUUAAAUAAGAAAAACCGGUAAAACUGGUCAAAUGUAUGU